Molecule: messenger RNA, 1752 nt
Organism: Plasmodium vivax (malaria parasite P. vivax)
Lineage: Eukaryota; Apicomplexa; Aconoidasida; Haemosporida; Plasmodiidae
Exons: 1
Coding region: 1-1752 (583 amino acids)
Biological process (GO): fatty acid metabolic process
Molecular function (GO): medium-chain fatty acid-CoA ligase activity
Source: RefSeq, a predicted model, not a curated record
AUGUAUGUCAAAAUGUGGGCCCACUGGGUACGCCCAAGCAGGCGCUUCAGCACAGUGAGAAGUCUAAUGAGCAUCCCAUUUAACAUUUACACAAACGGUUGUUUAGUCUCUUCCAAUCAAUUCCUUAGUGAAGUUUUUUUAAUGAAUAAAAAGCUUGCGUAUUAUGUAAACGAUUAUUUUGGGCUUCAGGGCUGGUCAAAUAGUAGGGGGAAAAAAAUAGGCUGCCUUUUCCCGCCAUGUUACUCUCAAGUGGUUUUUCAAUUUUGCGUUUUAAUGAACAAUUACGAUUACGUGUCCAUCCCAACACCUGUAAAGAAGGCAAAACAGACAAAGCAGAAAUAUUCCUUUUACAUAGCAGAGAAUAACAUCGAUUUAAUUCUUUGCCAUCCUUUCUACAAACAUUUUAUCGAAGAAAUUUCCCUCAAUCUGCAAAUUCCUUUUUUAAUAUGUUAUGACAGGCCGGAUGUUUUAUCGCAUGAGGAGUAUUUGGACGAUUUGAAAGAAGGGCGGGAAAAUUUCGGCCAUAAGUUUAUGUACCAGUUGAAGAAGGAUGAACAGUGGGCGAAUGGGCAAAUGGGGGGAGAGAUGAACGAAGCGCAGGAGAGAUAUUUCAUUCGAGGGAUUGGGGAAGACGGAAAUAAUUCUGCCGCGAAGGGGAUGACCCCCCUACAGGGCGAUUCCCCGUCUGCCUUCCAUUUGUACUUAUCCAAAGAGAACGAGUGCGACAAAAGCGUACAGUUUUUAUCCACCUGCAUUUUCAACCAGUCCAUGCAUUUAAGUAACUUCUUCAAUUGGGGGCAAAGCAACACCAUCGCCUUGAUGUGCGUGCCAGCGAACAGUAUACUCUAUUUUGAUGUGCUCUUUAGCCUCCUUUUUUCUGGCGCGACUGUCACUUUCCCCGAAGCGAGCAAAAAGAAGACGUUAAAUUGUAAUGGCUACAUGGACUGGUUUAAGGAACAUAUGAAGAGUAAAGAGAACAAUUUCGCGGUUCACAAUUUGCUAAUUAAAAAGGACUUCACCGAUGUUGAUUUUAAUUUCACCGAUGGCAUGAAUUUAUUUGAAGAGCUAUUCCAUGUGGAGAUGCCCAUAAAUAUGCUCGUCUGUAACAAUUAUUUAAUUCGCGAUUUUCUUUUUUUUUUUAAAAACUCCGAUAUGGACAUCGGGACGAAAAUGGAGUUUAUCCAAAAGAAGGCAUCCCACAUGCAGACCAUCCUCCUGAGCGGAAACGAAAUAAUGCCAGGAAUUAACAUAAAUUACGUCGAACAAAUAAAAAACGUUUUCAUCAAUGCUAAAAUAUAUGUGCGCUAUGUUGUGCAGGAAGUGGGAACUGUCAGCAUAAUGGAGUUGGGCCAACUGGAGCAGGACAACAUCCCCUAUGAAAGAAAAUUAGCUGGCUACGUUCUUCCAAGUGUUCGCGUCCAAAUUGAUCCAAACACAAAUGUUUUGAAGAUAAAAUCAGAUAAUGUGUUUAGUCAGUAUUACAAUAAUGGGAAGCUGACCACCCAGGCUUUUGACCGGGGGGGCUUCUUCAAAACCAAGUACGUGGCGUCGCUAGCGGACAACGCCCUUUUGAAAAUCGAGGGCAUCCACAACGACGUGGAAAACCUCCCCGACGAGUACUACCUCUACUUUAGGCAGCGCCGAGACAGGAUGGAGAAGCACCCCCCCGGGUACCUCAAGCGCGUGCGCCUGCAGGGCCAGAUAUGGGGCAACUUCCACGCCAACCGCAGGAACUGGAAGCGCAAGUUUUAA